Molecule: messenger RNA, 8932 nt
Organism: Capsicum annuum
Lineage: Eukaryota; Viridiplantae; Streptophyta; Magnoliopsida; Solanales; Solanaceae
Product: receptor kinase-like protein Xa21
Exons: 6
Coding region: 5409-8159 (916 amino acids)
Biological process (GO): protein phosphorylation
Molecular function (GO): protein binding; protein kinase activity; ATP binding
Source: RefSeq, a predicted model, not a curated record
UUCUUUUUAUUUCUUUUGAGCACAUUUUAACAUUCCCUUGUUUAUUCGGGGGGGUUCAACGCGUAGGCGUAGGAAAGUAAAGGAAUCGAAGAAGAGAGCCCUAAUAAAUAGGGAUCGAAUUUUGUUAUGUGUGUUUUAUUCGGGGUUUAACGCGUAAGCUUCCUUUGUUGUUUGUUCUUGGUUCUCGAUUUAUUCGAAUUUUGUUUGUGUGUUUUAUUCGGAAUGUCGAAAAGUAAUUGUAGAUUCCCAAUAGAAGAUGAUGAACAAUUUGGUGAAGUACGUAAUGGGUAAACCUUUUCCUGAUAGGCACACUGUUAUGGAUGACGUGGAUCAACGUUAUGGAAUGAGAGGGUUCACUCCAUCGGAAAUUUUUGAAUGUACCAAGUGGAUCUAACCACUUUUACUUUCCAUAGAUCGAUUUCUUAUGAAACCCUUCGAUAAAUCAAUUCAAGAUUCUCCCUAUGCACAUUGUUAACCUUCCGAAGAGAAGCAUUUGUUAUGUGAGUGUGGGUUUUGGUUAUGAAAAGAAUGCUGAUGAUUACAAGGUCGUGAGGGUUCUAAGCUAUUAUGCUGGUAGGCCAGCGACUAUAGUUGAGGUUUAUGCAACCAAAUUGAGUUCUUGGAGAGAUGUGAAGACUGAUCUUAGAUUAAACAUGACUACCUGCAACUGUGAUGCAUUUGUUGAAGGGUUUGCUUACUGGGUUAUCAGAAACGAGAAUAAACCUUGUAAAACUGUUCUUGCCGCGUUUGAUUUGAGGAGCGAGAUGUUCAGAUAAUUCCAAUUCCGGAAGUGUUAGUAAAGGAUCUCACAGCUUUAGUGCCAUGAACUAUCAUGGGUCACUUGCAUUGCUUGCAUACUGUUAACACGAUGAAUUCAAGAAGUGUCUUGAGGAUUGGAUGAUUGAAAAUGGUAGCUGUGGAGAGGGUGUAUGGCAAUAGAAAUUCACCUUUGGCAUGGGUUUUGAUUUUUCUACGCAUUGGGGUCUUACUAGUGGAGAUAUAGCAGAUGAAAAUGCUCCAAACAUGCCAUUCUUGUUCUACCUGAGAACAAAACAAUUGAGGAUAGUAUGAACACAUCUUCUUCAUCCAAUUUUCUACUAUACUGAGAGCCUUGUAUCGAUUAAGGACUUCAAGCCUGUCCCCGGUCGAUACAAGAAGAAAAGGAAGGCUUCAAUUCCAUAGAAGAAAAGCAAGAUAAAGCUAACAAGACAUAGCUGAUCUGAAGUAAAUGUAGCAAUUCCAACAUGUUAUAUUGUACUUUUUCUUGUUUGUGUGUCAUACGCAUUCCUAUGAUAGUUUUAUGUCUGAUCUAUUGUAGUCAUAGGGAUUUAAAUGUUCAAUGACUGGCCUCAUUAUGGUCUUAGAUAUGUACUUUGAGUUGUUAUCUGUAGUAAGAAAAUUAAUCAGUGUAAUGUGCAUUUGUGACAAUUCUUGAUAUACAGCAUGGUGGAAUCCCCAAAGAAUACAGAUACCUUUAAUGCAAAUUUUUCUUCAGUAUGGUUUGCCCGACGGAUUGUGUUAGUGGGUGUCUGUCGCGGUUAGGGGGUAUUUUGGGAUGUCAAAAUUACACUAGGUAUAUUGUUGAUGCUGCUGCUGCUGGGAUGAGAAUAAAUUGUAUAGCCUUUUGAUGCUAGAGAAUAUUGCAAGUGGCAUCUUGAAUGAGCUGCCUAUUUUUGCAAUCCCUUAGAGAAUGACAGAGUCUUUUGAGGCUGAAAAAAUCUUGUAAUUUCUCAGUUAGUUUGGCGACGUGGUUCAAACGCAAGGUACGUAGCUCUGAACCUACUUAAGAUUUAUUUGGAUGAAAAUAGAAAAUCUUACUAAUACGUGAAUAAUUAAAUCUUGUAUAACUAAUCCCUGCAUAACAUAGUAUAUAGAUUCUCUUAUAACUGAUCCUUAUAUUACUAAUGAUUGUGGUGAAUCAUUAUUUCUUGAAGUAGAUGUUCCAAGCAUUUUCGUCCAUUAUUUCUUGGAAGAUUUGGAAAAAAAUAAACAAGAUGACAAAUGAUAGAACGCAGCUCAUCAUGGAAUAUGUCUUCUUUAAAUAACAUUGAGAAGACUUGUAAAGUCAAGUCCCCUGCCUCUGGAAAACAUACAACCGCUUAUGCAUGCACUGGUUUGGCCCCAGUAGCCUUCUUGCUUUAAUAUGACACCUACCUCUCACUUCCGUAAUAAUUUUUUAUCCUUGUAUGUAGCUGAAAAUUUUAUUCCUUAUCUCAUCUGCAGUUCCGGUUAGUUCUAUCAAUCACUUGCACACAUGGAGAGAGCAUAUUCUUUCUUUCUUUCACUACUAGUCUUGAAACUCCACUUCGUAGAGGUCACAAACAUAAACACAGAUCAAUCAGCUCUUCUUGCCUUAAAAGCCAGUAUUAUUCUAAACUCUUCUCAUCCCUUAACCCAAAAUUGGUCAGGAAUUCUUAAUAAAAGUAAAAGGAGAAAGAAGAAAAGCACUGGAGUGUGGAACUUACUAUUGAGUUCACUAUUCUCAUUUUUACUUUAUGAGUUUGAGGAAAAAUUCAUUAGGAGAAGAACCAACAUUUUUGCCUGUGAAUAUGUAAUUGUGAUGAAUUUGAAAUAUAUACUUUAUGUUGAGAAGUGAAGUAAGCAACUCAAGUCUCCAUUACUAUUAGUUUAUUUUCGCGUGUGCUAUGAGUCUGUAUCCAUAAUGACUGUGCAAACUCAAAUUUGAUCCCAGUUGAGCAUAUGUGCAGGUCGUGCUGCCUUUAGCAAAUUUGGUGACACCAAUUGAGAUGAAAACCAACAUUUGUUCCUGAGGAUUGAACUUUUUUUGUUUCUUGUUCUUUCCUCUUGUGUAUGUUUCAAGUUUGAGUGUGCGUGUGUGUGUGUCAUAUAACUUUCAUAUAUAAGACGUGUACUACAAUUGAAAUGGAAGAAUGCCCUGUAUAUUAUAUUGGUGAUAGUUAUUGUGCUGAUAUUAACUACAAGAGUGCACGAAGAGCAGUUGUGUAAUGCUGAGCUAAAGUUUAGUGUGUGUUAUAUUUUUUAUUUCCUUAAUCAUUUUUUCUUAAGUAUGACGAUGCAACAGUUGUUUUGUCCCAAGAGGAAUUGUAAAGUCUUGCACAGGAGGAUAUUCUUGAUGUCAACUUAAUGGAACCAGACUUUAUGAAAAAGUUGCAUUGUGUGUCCUAUGUUUCGGAGUUGGCAUUGAAUUGCGAAGCUGAAUCUCCUAGUGAGAAGUUGAACAUGAAAGCUGUCCUGACAAAUAUCAAGAAGAUGAAACAUGAAUUUCUUCGCUAAUGAUGUAGCAAGGUUUAUGUGAUGGUAAGUAUCCAACUUUCGAAACGAUUUUAUGUAGUCUUGAGAAAUUUUUUCAUGGCUUAAUGAUUUUGCUCAUGCUGGUGAGUAUAGUGUUUGACUUUUUGUGAUAAGAUUGGCUUGUCAAUUGUGUCGAGUAAAGCUUUCAGCUUUGAAAGUUGGUUGUAUUAGGGGUGGCAAACGGCGGGUCGAGUCGGAUAUGAGCGGGUCAUAAAUGGGUCAGGGGUAAACGGAUAAAAUAUCCGUCCAGACCCAUAUUUGAUAUGGAUAAAAAUGAGUAAACCCAAUAAUAUGGAUAUCCAUAUUAUCCAUUGUUUCUUAUUAUGUAAAGAAAAAAGUACUUUGAGAUUACAAGCAUUUUUUUUCCUUCUUUUUCUUCUUUAAGAUGUGUAUCGUAUGAAAGAAAAUAUUUUCAUGUUUCUCAAGAAACUAUUUUUCUGGAAAAUAAGUGGUUCUGAGUUGGCGUCAGAAGUCGAAUCCCAGGCCGAGGUGAAAAUUCGAAUCAUGGGUCGAGUCGGAAGUCUGUUUCAAUCAUGGGUUGGGUCUUGGGUUGGGGUCGGGAUUUGGAUCUCAGUUCUUGGGUUAGGGUUGGCAUUUGGAUCUCCGGUCUCGGAUCAGUUUCAAAAUUUGUAUGUGCUAUCUGUCUCCUGCUUUGAAAUUCAAGACUAUACCCUAAACUUAUGAUUAGGAAAAAGAAGAAAAAUUGAAUGACAUAAUUCAAGACGUUUUUGGUUGAAAUAUAGGCCAUCUGCUAUUAUUGCAUUUUUUCUUCCCUCUUUUAGUCAACUUUUGGCUUCAGACGUGAAUGGUGUGUAAAGUAACAUAAAAUUUGCAUGCUACAUUAAUAUUCAAACCAACAGUGAAGGUAUGUGCCCCGCAACAAUGAAUAAAAUAUUUUGAUCCACAAGAAAUUUGAAGCCAAACUUAUUAUUAACUUGAAUUUACAAACUUGCAAUCCUUAGGCUCUUUAUGUUUCUAAUAAGAUAAAAGAUAUUUUUUGUUUAUAUAAAUACAAAUAUAUCAGCUUCUAUUAUGGUGGAAAAUGUAGUUCAAUAUUUCCUUUGAGUGAUAGGUUCAGUUUCCAGUUGCAUCUUGAAUUUUAGUAUGGCUGUCUGUUCACUCUUUAAUAGUCUGUAGACCAGCAUGGGCAUCCUUUAAUGCUCAGAUAUAUAAUGGGGCUCCUCAAAUUUGGCUAUAGAGCUGCCCGAGUCAAGUCACACAUUAUACAAACAGAAAUUUAAUUAAUAAUUAGUAAAGUCAAACCGCCAGAACAUAUCUAGAAACCUUGCAACCACUUAUCUACACAUUGAUUACUCCCAAUAGCCCUCUUGCUUUGAUAAGGCAUUAGGCUCUGACUUUCUUAGAACCUUUCUACCUCUAUUUAUAGCUCACCACUAUUUUACUUAUUUUAUCUGCACUUCUAAUACUACUAGCAAUCACAUGGAGAAAGCCUACUCUUUCUUUCUUUCACUACUACUAGUCUUGCAACUCCACUUCUUAGAGGCCACAAACAUAAACACAGAUCAAUCAGCUCUACUUACCUUGAAAGCCAGCUUUACUCUAAACUCUUCUCAUCCCUUAGCUCAAAAUUGGUCUUCUCAAGCUUCCGUAUGUGAUUGGAUUGAGUCACUUGCGACUCUCGUCACCACAGGGUGACUGCACUAAAUAUAUCCAACAUGGAUAUUCUUGGAACCAUUCCACCACAGCUGGGAAACCUCUCUUUUCUCAUUUCUCUAGAUGUAGUAAGAAAUAAUAGAUUACAUGGAGAUCUCCCUCAAGAAUUAUCUCAUUUACAUAGAUUGAAGGUGAUGGAUGUUGGAUAUAAUAAUUUCAGAACUGGAGAGAUUCCAAUGUGUCUUGGCGUUUUUUCUGAGCUUCAGAUGUUGAUUCUUGAUAACAACAGUUUCACUAUUAUACCUCCUGCCUCUAUUUCUAACCUAUCCAAGUUAGAAAUUCUCAGUGUUAGCUUCAAGGCAGCAUCCCUGAGGAGAUUGGCAACCUUCGGAGUCUAAAGGAGUUGAAUUUAGUCAAAAACCAACUUACUGGCUCCAUUCCAUUCUCCAUUUUCAAUAUCUCCACAUUAGAGACCUUACUAUUAACAGACAAUAAAAUUAUCAGGGAGUCUUCCUGUAGAUAUGUGCCACAGUCUUCGAAAAUUUAAAAAGAUAGUCGUAAUUUCAAACAAGUUAAGUGGUCCCAUUCCAGCAGGUUUGUCUAACUGCACGGAAUUGUAUGAAUUGUCGUUGUCAUACAAUAGCUUCAGUGGGAGCAUUCCACCAGAAAUUGCAAACAUGGAGAGGCUUGAGUUCUUAAACCUCGGGGGAAACAACUUGCGAGGCACAAUUCCUGUCAAGAUUGGUAAUUUGCGGAACUUGCAGCAAUUACAACUGGAGGACAACCAAAUCGUGGGUUCAAUGCCGCACACCAUAUUCGUGAACAUGUCAUUACUACGGUUACUUAAUUUCAACACCAAUAAUCUAACUGGUGUUAUACCCAGAGAGAUUGGGAACCUUCAGAAAUUGGAGAUACUUUAUUUGCAAUAUAACAAAUUAAGUGGCUCCAUUCCCAGCUCAUUGGGGGAUUGGAGACAUCUCGAAGAGUUAACUUUCUCCUACAAUAAUUUAACAGGUGCUAUACCCAGAGAGCUCUUCAAUAUCUCUACUCUAGUAACCAUGUUACUUGACAACAAUAACCUUUCGGGUAGUCUUCCAUCUGCUCCAGGCUACUGGAAAACAAAUCUAGAGCAUUUGGAUCUUCCUCAAAACAACAUAGGUGGAGUCAUACCCAUCUCAAUUUCCAAUUCCUCAAAUCUAAAGGAAUUAUAUCUUAGUGAAAACAAAUUCAGUGGCCAAAUUCCUAACUCGUUGGGGGAUUUGAGACAGCUUGAGCGCUUGUAUUUGUACACCAACAACUUAUCGUCUCCCCAACUAAGUAUCUUAACUUCAUUGGCGAACUGCAGAUGUAUAGAUAUAGAAUUCACGGAUAAUCCUCUGAAUGGUGUUCUUCCAGGAUCCAUAGGCAAUCUCUCCAGCACCAUUGAAAUAUUUUAUUUAGCUCUUUCACAAAUUACGGGUCACAUACCAUUAGGAAUAGGGAAUUUAAGUAACUUAAACACUUUGUCCCUAUUCGGGAAUGACUUAACUGGAUCAGUGCCAAGAACAUUAUGUGAUUUACAAAAACUUCAAGGGUUAAGUCUUGACCAAAAUAGGUUAAGUGGACCCUUGCCAGAGUGCCUUUGCAAAUUGCCGGAGUUGGGUGUGGUUUCUUUGACGUAUAAUCAAUUUUCAGGUCCAAUACCAUCUUGCAUUGGCGACGUUACCUCUUUGAGAAAUCUUUAUCUAAAGUCAAAUAGGUUCGCCAACGUACCCUUGAGUCUAUGGAGCCUCAAAGAUCUUUUGGAGCUUGACUUGUCAAAUAACACUUUGGUUGGUUCUUUACCUCCAGAUUUUGGAAAUUUGAAUGCAAUAACUUCCAUAGAUCUUUCGAGGAAUCAUCUUUCAGGAAGUAUUCCCUCCACAGUUGGAGACUUGCAGCAACUACUUUAUCUUUCUUUGGCAUAUAACGAGUUACAAGGAUCUAUUCCGGAGUCACUCGGGAACAUGGUAAGUUUGGAAUCGGCGAAUCUAUCCAGUAACAUUCUAUCAGGCGUGAUUCCAAAAUCAUUAGAGAAACUUAAGUAUCUGAAGAAUUUCAAUGUAUCAUUCAAUAGAUUAGAAGGUGAAAUUCCAUUUAAAGGACCUUUUCUUAAUUUCACCUCUCAAUCUUUUAUGGGAAAUGAAGAGUUAUGCAGCGAUUUGCUUCUCCAUCCUUGUAUGACUAUGUCUUCUCAUCAUUCAAGGAGAAGCAAAUUGCUUCUGAUUAUACUCGUCCCAUUUGGAGCUUCAGUAAUGGUACUUGGCACAAUCAUUGUGUUUAUGUUUAGGAGACGCGGGAAUAAAAAUGUUCCAACUCAAGCCGAAUCCUUUCCUGCAAUAACACUAGCCAGGAUUUCAUACAUUGAAAUUGAAAGGGCAACUCAAGGGUUUGACCAAUGCAAGUUAACAGGCUCUGGAGGUUUUGGUUCUGUUUACAAGGGCGUGUUUGCAAGUGGGAUGACUUUGGCAAUCAAGGUGUUCAAUAUACAGGUAGAAGGUGCGUUAAAGAGUUUUGAUGCUGAAUGUGAAGCUUUACGCAACCUUCGCCACAGAAAUCUUACCAAAGUUAUCAGCAGUUGUUCUAACUUGGAUUUUAAAGCAUUACUUCGAGAGUACAUGCCCAAUGGAAGCCUGGAGAAAUGGUUACAUUCUGAUGAGUACUUCUUGAAUAUGAUACAAAGAUUAGACAUAAUGAUCGAUGUUGCAUUAGCUUUGGAAUAUCUCCAUCAUGGUUAUGCCACAAUUGUUGUACAUAGUGACUUGAAGCCUAGUAAUGUCCUGCUAGACGAGAAGUUGGUUGGCCAUGUGAGUGACUUUGGCCUGACCAAGUUAAUAGGAGAAGGGGAAUCAAUUGCUCAUACAAUAACUCGUGCUACGAUGGGCUACAUUGCACCAGAGUAUGGAUCAGUAGGAUUAGUUUCUCGAAGAUGUGACGUGUACAGCUAUGGAAUUAUGCUCAUGGAAACUUUCACAAGGAAAAAGCCAUAUGAUGAAAUGUUUCAAGAAAAUUUGAACAUGAGGAUUUGGGUCUCUAAUUCACUACCCGUCGCACCAGAUGAUAUUAUUGAUGACACCUUAUUGGAACCUGAAGAUAUUGAUUUUGAGAAAAAGUUGCAUUGUGUGUCCUCUAUUUUGGAGUUGGCAUUGAAUUGCACAGCUGAAUCUCCUAAUGAGAGGCCGAACAUGAAAGAUGUUUUGGCAAAUAUCAAGAAGUAUCCAAUCUUUUUAAACAUUCUAAUGUCACAAAUGUAGAAAUGGGUUUUAUCAUACAAACUAUAUAAAGAGCAGGGACAAGGGGCAGAUAUACCACUAUCAGUGUAUUUUGCGUGUGUUAUUAUUUCUGGUCAGUUAUUCCAUAAAUGUAGAAAUGGGUUUUAUCAUACAAAUAAAGAUAAUGCAUGAAUUAAAUGAUUGAACUGACCACCUCAUGUUUUAGUUUGCAUAAGUUUCCAUGUGCUCUCGAAAUAAGAACUCUCUUGUGAUGUUUAAAUCUUUUGGGUGGUCAUUUAUAUGCUUUUCAAUGAAAAGGGCUAUGGAUAUGAUAUGACUUGCAAGUCUAAGUAUGACGAUACCUAUUACGAAUUGCCCUUAGUAUGAAAGUAAAUGUUAUAAGCAUGAAGCAUGGUUUUGAAAGGUUAAAAUUGGCUUGAAGAGAGUUAGAUGGUUACCCGAAAAAGUCACGAGUUCAGAUAAAUCAUUGUCCGAAACCGUGUUUUGCUGAUACAGGAUUGAUUGUGCCCUGAAAGAGAGGAUGUGUCCUGAAAGAAGGGAUGUGCCCUGAAAGAGGGGAUUAUACGUUGUCUUUGCGCCCUUUUGCAUAUCAGAAUCAGAAACUCCAGCCCUUGUGGCAAACUUGGGUUGAGGGUUUGGCCACCGAGUUAAGGACGGAUUCUAUAUAGCCCGUGGAAUUAUAGAAUUGUAGGGUGUACCAUCUAGUUUAGAAGUAAUCUGAAGAGUUGAAUUAGUAUUUUACAAGAAUGGUUGAAGCUCAUCAAAAUUAUGCCCAUGUGUUUUCAUUUACCGUA